UGAAUUAACAGUGGAACUUUGUGGGCCGCGCUUAAUUUGAGCAACAAGCAUUCAAUCUUAAAACUCUUUUCCUCAUUUCUGUUGUCCUGUUUCCUUAUUCUCUCAUCUCUUCACUUUCACUUUGAUGUUGGUUAAAGGGAAAAGGAGGAGAGAGGCAGAAAACGAAAAAAGGAUUCUUUUUCCCUUAAACAUCACUCCAUCAAUAGAAUGAAAGAGUGAAAUUCAGGACCUGGAAUUGUAAAGACAUGUGAGUAUGCUAAUAACACUCUGUACAGUAAAAUAAUUGAAACAACAAGAAUGCUGAAGAAGGUGUUGGUAAUGGUGGCAUCGAAGUAUUCGGGGAUCAAGGCUAAGAUGAGAGAAAUAGAGACUCGUCUCAUCAUACAUUCGCUACUGUUGCAGGAAAAGAAGAUGGUGUCCCAAUGCUUUAAUGUGCAAAACAUGUUUGAAGAUGAAGAUGGCGGAUCAGAAAAUACUAACAGCAACUCCUUUGCUGCAACUCCAAACAGCAUAAUGUUGUUGCCCGAAGAAGAAGAAGAAGAAGAAGAAGAAGAAGAAGAAGAAGACGACGACGACGACAACAAAUCUUAUUGGGAUCAUUCAGUAUCCUCCAUAGAAAUGGUAAAGAAUGCAAUAGAGGCACAGGGGAAGGAGUUUAGACUGGAGGAGGACAUUGACCAGGUAGCAGACUUGUUCAUCCAAAGAUUUCAUCACCAAAAUAGGUUUCAUCACCAUUCUUUUCCUACAUCUCCACACUAGCUCAUUGCCUUCUCUCCUUUUCUUUU
Erythranthe guttata (spotted monkey flower) is the source of this 785-nucleotide messenger RNA. RefSeq lists its product as uncharacterized. The record is from RefSeq and is a predicted model, not a curated record. NCBI's taxonomy places the organism in Eukaryota, Viridiplantae, Streptophyta, Magnoliopsida, Lamiales, Phrymaceae.